GUUAAUAGUAUUGUUAAGGUUGCAAAAAAAUUUAGAAAUACUAUGGCGGAAGAUUACGAAAUUGAAGAAGGAGAAAUGUAUGAUGAUUCUCACAUAGGUUUAGCUUACAUUGAUGUGAAAAUUCAAAGUAUUUUGGGUGAUUAUAUGAAUGAUUUUGAAGGAGGUGUUUCUAUUGAGAAUUUGGGGCCAAAAUUUGGUGUUUAUGGUACGUUUUUGAUGAGUUAUCGACUCCCUUCUCCACAAAAAUCUCAAAAUCUCCCUUCCCCUACACGUUUUUCUUCUCACGAAUCCAUUAGGUUUCCUGUAAGAUAUCAAAUUUCUGUGAUCAAAUCGCUUAAUCCAACCGAACAGACAACAUUCAAACUUCAAACUAGGGUUAGGGUUGGUUCUAAUAAGACCACUGCCCGGACGAGUAGUGAUUUACACACCGGUUUUGAUAAGACUCACUGCUCGGAACUGACUUCUUGGGAUAAGCCACCAGUUUCUCCAUUUAUUAUAGAGGGGGAUUGGAUUCGCUGUCGUAAAUGUCGUAAGUGGAGACUUCUACCAUAUGGUACAAAACCCGAGCAAUUGUCUGAGAGUUGGCUCUGCAGCAUGUUAGACUGGCUUCCUGGAAUGAACUAUUGUGACAUUAGUGAGGAGGAUACGACAAGAGCUCUACAUGCCUCGUACCAAAGUCUCAUCCAAAGUAACCUUCAAAAUCGUGGUGGUAAGGGUUUAAUUGAUGUAAAAGCACAAGAUGGAAGGAAAAUUUCUGUAAAGAAAAGAAAAUUGAGGACUUUGCAAUGUAAUGGUAAUGACUUGGGUGACAGUGAUACUAAUGCUUUUGAGAGGGAGGUUAGUGGUAGAUUCAGAAAACUGAAGAAAUCCAAGGUGUUUCAGACUGAAAAAAGGGAGUCCAGUACAAGCAAGGGUGCAGGAAAAUCAAGUUCCAGAGGUACAACUACUAGACGAAGAAGAAUAGAGUAAAGCGUCAGUCUCAGGCAGAGUUCCUUCUGUUGGGAACAAUGAAAUGUACGAUUCUAGAAAUGCUGCUCUGGAGUGGUUAUAGUUCUCAUUGACAGUUCUAAUUACAGGUGGUCCUAAGGUUUUCCAGAAUAAUUUGUGUCUCAGAUUUCAAGAAACAGAGAACUGUGUGUCUCAUCUUCAGAAGUGGCAUCUGUGUUUUUGGAACUUAUGCAGAUGAUUGAUUCCUCAAUUUUUCCAGGGGACUCAGGGAAUGCUCUAGCGAUCCAUGAAACCAUCAAUAUGCAUACUGCAUAUAAUCACUGGAAACCAGUCUUAAAGAAAUUGUCAAAUAGAGAAGCCACAAAGCAUUAACUUGGGAAGAUCCUUCUAGAAAACUAAAGUCUUCCAGAGGCAACGCUGAAAGGACUGUUACGUGAAUGUUUAUUCUUCUUCUCUCAUACCAAUAAUCAGCUGAUGAAUUCCUUCUUUUCACCACAAGUUAAAUAAGCUCUGUUCAUUGAGCGUAUUUCAUUUAGAGAUUAGUCACUCGGAUCAAUAGUUCAGAAAGCUUCCUACUAUCCAGGGAAGAAGGUUCUUUUUUUCAGGAUGCUCAGAAGCUUGAACUAUUAAAGCUUCGAGUUGUAGUUAGUACUAUGUUGUUUAUGUCAUUUGGAAAAGA
This is a messenger RNA of Solanum dulcamara, 1627 nucleotides long. RefSeq names its product cysteine-tryptophan domain-containing zinc finger protein 7-like. Gene Ontology annotation, molecular function: zinc ion binding. The transcript has 4 exons. Bases 43 to 969 code for a protein of 308 amino acids. NCBI's taxonomy places the organism in Eukaryota, Viridiplantae, Streptophyta, Magnoliopsida, Solanales, Solanaceae. The record is from RefSeq and is a predicted model, not a curated record.